This is a messenger RNA of Stylophora pistillata, 3387 nucleotides long. RefSeq names its product kelch-like protein 25. The record is from RefSeq and is a predicted model, not a curated record. Lineage: Eukaryota; Metazoa; Cnidaria; Anthozoa; Scleractinia; Pocilloporidae. Gene Ontology annotation, molecular function: protein binding.
UUUGUGCUCUGUUUGUUUCUACUACAUAAAAUAAUGAUACCACAUACACGGCUAAAACAAUUAUUAAAAAAAAAGCAAAUUAAACGAAUAACCUAAUAUACUUCUACAGUCUCUCUCAUAUUGCUGGAUCUAUUUUUGUAGAGAUGCAUGCACUAGACUUGUGUGUAAUGUGUAAAUCAACCAAUAAAUUGCUGAUACAGUAAAACAGCAAACAGUCUUUUUAAUCAGUCAAUAUUUCGACUUGUACCUUAUGUAAAUCGCCCAGGGCAGCACUCAUAUCCAGUUGAAAUAUUCAUUAUGUCUUCGACCAGAUGUUCCGUCUCCUUGUAGUUUACUCCAUCUCCUUGCAGUUUACUCAAGCGUUUCCUAUAAACGGUUGAGCAAAGAGGUAUAGACUUAGCUUUUCAGAAAUUUUUAUCGGGAGACUAUUUCCCCUAGAAUUUUUUAGAAUCACCAAGGCUCACUUCCUUAGAACUAUUGUAAGUCUUGUUCGUUGAACUCGUCUCCAGAGUCUCUAGAGUGAUUGUUGGGCUGAAACUCGAUGAGACGAGAAGGAGAAUGGGAACGAGGUAAGAACUUCCUCUUCCACAUCACUGUUCAUCACUGGGAGAUAAAUUGGAGGGAUCUGUUCCCAAAAAGAAGGAUAUUCUAUGAAAAUGGAAGAAUUACAGGCCUUGAGCAAACUUCUCUCUGUGUGGAAUUGAUGAAGCGCCUCAACUUUCAGCGAAAACAAGAUUAUUUGUGCGACAUUAGUUUGGUUUCCAAAGACGACAGUGAGUUAAAGGCUCACACAAAUGUUCUUUCCGCCGCAAGUCCGUUCUUUUUCAAGCUUCUUCAGAGCGACAUGAAGGAGAUUCGAGAAGAGAUUAUUCGAUUUGAGGAGAUCUCAGGAUCUGUUAUGGAAGAUGUUUUGGAAUUCAUCUACACCGGAACUGUGGAAGUAACUCAGGAGAAUGCUAAGGAACUGAUCGCCGCAGGGAAUUAUCUGAUCAUACCGAGCUUGAAAACAGCUUCAGGUUGGUUUUUGGAACGAGAAAUGUCCAACCUUAACUGUAUUUCAACCUUUUACCUCGCUGAGAAAUACGAUUGUGACGAGCUUAUCACCAGCAGCAGGCGUUUUAUUCACGAAAACAUCGUUUCCGUGGCAAAACUGGAUGAAUUUUUGCACCUGGAGGCCAAAGAAAUCGAGAGGUGGAUUUCGUCCGAUGAGAUCACAGUUAAAGAAGAAGCUGAUGUUUUUACAAUCAUUUUAGACUGGGUAAACCAUAAAGAGAGCGAGCGAAAAGCAGCAUUUGAAGAAUUGUUUUGCCACGUUCGACUGGGUUUUCUGUCGCGUGACUGUUUGCAUGAUAUCGUGACAAACGAACUUGUUCGUGACAGUGCUGUCUGUUUAAGGCUAACUGUAGAUGCUACUCUUAAAAUGGUUACUUUUGUUAAUGAAGAUCAUCUCCCGCACUCACCAAGAAAGGGACUUGAUGCACGUGUUCUUGUUACUCGUGGUGGCAAGUACACUUUCUGUUAUAUUCCUGAACAAGACCAGUGGAAGCGUUUACCAGAUAGUGCGAUGGAGUUAAAUGCCCGUACAUCGAAGAUGAUAAAAUUCCGUGAUCAGUUGCUUACCUUCACAAAGUAUGAAGGCGCAGAGAGAUACGAUCCAAUAUUUAACGAUUGGUCAGCCUUUAAAUCGCACGCGGAGUCAUCUAACGUAGCUAUCGUUAAAGGGGAAAUUUAUGCUGUUCAAGUAAACACCACUGACCAGAAAACUACGGUCGUAAAGUACAAUGUAGAGCUGUGUAGAUGGGAGGCAGUUGAUCUCUCGAUUGAUAAAGAUUGUAGAUUGAAUACAUGUGUUGUUGCAGCAGGUAGACACCUGUAUAUGAUUGGUGGGUGGAAAAAUACACAGGAAUAUUUCGCAAAUGGUGAGAGAUUUGACACUGUGGAAAAGAAAUGGGAAGAAAUUGCUGAUAUGCAAGUAGAAAGGGGUGGCGCCUUCGGGAUGGCCACUCGAGAGAAAAUCUACGUCGCUGGAGGGCUAUGUAAAGGACAAAGACUAAAUACUUGCGAGAUGUAUAGUGUAUCAACAAAUGAAUGGCAGUUUUUUCAAAGCCUGAAUUUUGCUCGUUACCAUGGUAGUAUGGUACAGCUGAAUGGAAACCUGUACGUGCUAGGUGGGAUAAGAGAUAGCAAGCAAAGUGAACUAAGUGUUGAAUACUUUGACACAGCUGAGGACAAAUGGAUCCAGAAAACAACCAUACCAGUGGAAAGCAUCUCUACAACAUAUUAUCCGUUCACUGGAUGUGCAAUGAGGCUUUCCAAAGGAGCACUAGACGAACUUUGUACUUUAGAGGUGUAGUCUCCCAGUCACUUUACGACUCUUUAAACCAUCUGGAUUGUAAAAAAUGCUGACUAGCGCUCCCUAAUUGGACGACUGUGCACACUAAUUAAGGACUUGUCAUCAUUUGUCGCCUGGUGGGUAAGGAUGUUUGGCUAUGUCGUGAUAAAAUUUACCUGAUCCCCCAAUAGGCUAUUAAAGAUUCUCCUUCACUGACGUUCAAUUUUCCCCCCAUUUCUUGGCUACGACCAAUCCCCCGUCCAUUUCCACUGGAAACCAUGUGAUCCUCACAAAUUCUCUGACCCAAACCCCCCCCCAGGUUAAGAUAAAUUUUAUCAUGACAAAGCCAAAAAUCUUUACCCCCCAGUUCCUAAGUAGUGUGCACAGUCCUCUAAUGAGGUAGCGCUAGUCAGUAUUUUAUAUUCCUCCUCUUCAUUAAUAGUUUAUUGGCAGUAAAUUUUCUAUUACGAAAAAGUCGACGAUUUCAUAGAAAACUUCAAAAUAUCCGAAUUUCUUGUAUGUUCUUCAGCAUUUUAAACACAAGAACCAUCAUUUGACAUGUUUCGUUUGCCUGUUUCGAUCCUUAUCUAAUAUUACAACUGAUGGUUGGCUGAAAUGACAUCAGAUGAAACUUGUGUUUUAUUUUUAAGACAGUAAGAGUAUCCUUAAAGUUAGCCCAUAUUUCCGAGCAGCUCCCCAAAGCUAGGUUUCGAGCUGUUUUUUCGACCGAUGUUAGCUAUUAUUGUGAAGAACGAAAGACAAAGCUUGUAAUUAACGUUUACAUAACAAUAUCAAGAAAUUUAGCUAGCAAACAAAUGGGUUUUUUGGCAAUUUUAUUGCAACUUUUUAGCAUUCCAGUGAGCAACUUUCCAUGAUUCAAUUCACGAGCACGUACAGUCGGGACACCUUCCCCCUGACGAUCAAUAAUGACUAGUCUUUCAGUGUAAGAUUUGAACCGAGCUCUUUGAAAAAGUUGAACUACCUCAGGUUUAGUCAAAUUCCAUCCAAAAUUCCGUGGACGAUGAGAAGCAAAUGCUUUAAAACCAGGAAUGGAA